AGCUGGCAAAGCGCAAUGCGGCAGCUAAGAUGCUGCUUCGAGUGCACACGGUACCUCUGGACGCCCGAGAUGGCAACGAGGCCGAACCUGAUGACGAUCAUUUUUCCAUUGGCGUGAGCUCCCGCCUGGAUGGACUAAGGAACCGUGGGCCAGGCUGCACCUGGGAUUCCUUACGGAAUUCUGUGGGAGAAAAGAUCCUGUCCCUUCGCAGUUGCUCCGUGGGCUCUCUGGGGUCUUUGGGCUCUGCCUGCUGCAGCGUCCUCAGUGAGCUCUCUGCGGAGCAGGCUUUCCAUGUCAGCUAUCUGGAUAUUGAGGAACUGAGCCUGAGUGGGCUCUGCCAGUGCCUAGUGGAGCUGUCCACGCAGCCGGCCACUGUGUGUUAUGGUUCUGCCACUACCAGGGAGGCAGCCCGAGGUGAUGCUGCUCGCCGCGCACUACAGUACCUCAGGAUCAUGGCCGGUAGCAAAUAGCACCCACUACAGUGAUGGAUAUCUGUUACUUCUUGCUCCUUCUGCCCUGGGUCUAUGCGACUGCCUAGCUCUGGUGCCCUCCAGAGGUGCCAUCUCUACCUCUGACACAGCUCGCCUGCCUUGAGACUGAGGAAGGCACAGGCAAGCAAGGAGCCAUGAACCACAGGGCCCCAGCCAGCGCAGGGUUUGCCCUCAUUCCAUGGAUGAUGAAUGAAAGGAAAUUGGAAUUCUAUUGGAAUCCAGAAUAAAUGCUGCUCUUUGGCUUCUUAAA
Messenger RNA from Rattus rattus (black rat), 741 nucleotides. RefSeq names its product RISC-loading complex subunit TARBP2. NCBI's taxonomy places the organism in Eukaryota, Metazoa, Chordata, Mammalia, Rodentia, Muridae. The transcript has 3 exons. Bases 30 to 470 code for a protein of 146 amino acids. The record is from RefSeq and is a predicted model, not a curated record.